Molecule: messenger RNA, 1472 nt
Organism: Canis lupus familiaris (dog)
Lineage: Eukaryota; Metazoa; Chordata; Mammalia; Carnivora; Canidae
Gene: PSMG3
Product: proteasome assembly chaperone 3
Exons: 3
Coding region: 145-513 (122 amino acids)
Biological process (GO): proteasome assembly
Source: RefSeq, a predicted model, not a curated record
GCCCAGGAGGCCCUGCCGGGACCGGAAGCCCACAGCCGCACUUCCGGCGGGGGAGGGGUGCAGGGCGGAGGCGGGCCCGCGUCGCCCAAAGGCGUCACUUCCGGGCGCGGCGCGCCGUAACAGUGCGGUUGAAGAGACCCGGCCAUGGACGGCAGGCCCCUGCUGACAUCCAAGCAGAGGACGGAGGUGGUGUGCGGCGUCCCCACGCAGGUGGUGUGCACCGCCUUCAGCAGCCACAUCCUGGUGGUGGUGACCCAGUUCGGGAAGAUGGGCACCCUGGUCUCCCUGGAACCCAGCGCCGUUGCCAGUGACGUCGGGAAGCCCGUGCUCACCACCAGAGUGCUUCUGGGGCAGGAUGAGCCUCUCACGCACGUCUUUGCGAAAAACCUGGUGACCUUCGUGUCUCAGGAAGCUGGAAACAGAGCGGUCCUGCUGGCCCUGGCCAUGAAGGACAGGAACGCAGAGGGGCUGAAGGCUGUGAAGGAGGUGAUCCAGGCGUGCCAGGUCUGGUGACCCCAGAGCCAGCAGCCGCAGAGACUGGACGCCCUGUCCUCUUGGAGACCGUCUGCGGCUCAGGCAGGAGGAGGAGCUGUCUGGCUCUAGCCCUAGAAGCCAGCGGAGAUACACACAUCUCAGGGGCGCUGACGUAUCCACGGAUGGAGGAGAGCUGCGGAGAGUGUCUGCCGGGGUUGUGGUGGUUCUUACCAGGGUCCAGAUACUUGCAUGUAUUUGAGAAUUGGAAGAUGAGUCCUCAGGUGUGAAUCCCGGCACUCCAUGAGCAGUAUCCGUCGUUGGAGGAAAUGUUUGAUGUUAAGAAUAAACACCUGUCCCCAAAUACUUCACCAUCCCUCCUAACAGUGCUGAGAAGCUUCUGUCCCACAGCGUGGGUUCCGUUGGGUGCACCGUAGGUGGGAGAAAGCCUUACAUGGUUCACACACUCUGUACACAUCUCUCGCUCCUCCUCUGACAUCCCUGAGCGUGUUUGGGUUGCCAGACAGCCGUUAACUUCCACUCCGAACACAUUUCUUACCGUCUUGCUGCUUGACAGUUCCUGUGAGGCAUGUCUACCCCAAGGCAGCCUGUGCCUGCUCAGGCCUCUGGCAGACAACCGUUGGGAACCUCCCCCCCCCCGCCCCCCGGGCACAUCUUCAUCUCCGUGUAGCCACAGUGGAGCAUCACCAGCCACACCAGAAACUGGGAGGUUAAGUGUGCUAUCGAGUCCACCCCACAGAAGAUCAGAGACAAUGUGGGCAUGGGGUCUGGGAAGCAGGGACCAGCUGGGGUCCCUGUGCUCUGAGAGUAGCCUUCCCUGGGAAUGGGGAAUUUUUUUUUUUUUUUUUUUUUUUGAGAUUUGUAUAAAGGGGUGCCUGGCCGGCUCAGUGGAGCAUGCGAUUCUUGAUUUGAGACUUGUGAGUUCAGGCCCCACAGUGGGCACAGAGAGGACUUAAAAAAUAAAAUCUUAGAAAAAAAAA